Helianthus annuus (common sunflower) is the source of this 3064-nucleotide messenger RNA. RefSeq names its product probable serine/threonine-protein kinase SIS8. Gene Ontology annotation, biological process: protein phosphorylation. The record is from RefSeq and is a predicted model, not a curated record. The transcript has 13 exons. Gene Ontology annotation, molecular function: protein kinase activity; ATP binding. The coding region runs from base 392 to 2896 and encodes 834 amino acids. Lineage: Eukaryota; Viridiplantae; Streptophyta; Magnoliopsida; Asterales; Asteraceae.
ACGUUUGCAUCUUCAAGUGGGUCAUCAUCGUGCUCCCACUUGUUGCUCAUUGUCGUCUCUGCCAUACCCUUUUUCCUAUACUUUUGCUUUCUUUCUUUCUUUCUUCUCUCUCAAAUCAACCAGGUAUAUCAAUUUCACCUCUAAUUUCCAUUUUACAUGUACAAAUGUGCACAAGUUUGCUAAUUUUAGCAAGCAUCCGUGUAUUUUGAAGUAAUUACUGUCGAAUUGUUGGAUUUCCUUGAUGGGUUUUUGGAUAUUGGGAUAACUGAAGGUGGGUUUGUAUGGUUUCUUGAAUUUGGUGAAGAGAUUUAUGUUUGGGUUAAAAAAAUGGAGACAUUUAUGGCAUUGUUAUGAUAUCUUUAUUUAAAGUGGAAUCCAUAAGGGUAUCAGUAUGAAGAAUCUGUUAAAAAAGCUGCACAUGAUGCCGAAUCAAGCUUCGGAUGACGGGUCUAAGGGUUCUCCAAAGGGGAAUCAACGGUUGAGUGGGGGUGUGGAGCAGGAACAGAGUAAAUCCCCAUUGUCAAGUAGUGUUUCUGGAUGGUUUGUUGCGAAUCGUGCAUCAUCGUCUUCUUCGAGUGCGAAAGGUGAAGACAGGGAGGAUGUAACUUCAAUGGCAGUUGAUGCUGCACAAGCAGAGGAGGGGUACCAGAUUCAGUUGGCUUUGGAGUUGAGUGCACGGGAGGAUCCUGAAGCCGUGCAGAUCGAAGCGGUUAAGCAGAUCAGUCUGGGGUCUUGUCUGCAGCACAAUAGUCCUGCUCAAGUUCUUACGUAUCGAUAUUGGAAUUACAGUGCUCUUAGUUAUGAUGAUAAGAUCCUGGAUGGAUUCUAUGAUUUGUACGAGGCUUCACCAAGAGCUUUAUUAUCAGAGAUGCCUUCCCUUAUGGAUUUACAACGAACCCCGGUGUCAGAUGACAUCACCUGGGAAGCAGUCAUGGUCGACAAGGCUACGGAUGAUAAGCUGUUACAACUUGAAAAAAGUGCACUGGAGAUUGGUAUUAUUAAGUCAUCAGAAUCAGAUCAAAAUGUGGUACAGAAACUUGCUGUUUUGGUUUCUAAUCACAUGGGUGGGCCUGUUGGGGAUCCAGAUAAGAUGUUGCUUGCAUGGAAAAAUUUCAGCCAUAAAUUCAAGGCAACUUUCGGAAGCAUGGUGUUGCCUCUUGGCUCAUUGAAAAUUGGGAUGGCGCGUCAUCGUGCAUUGCUUUUCAAGGUUUUGGCUGAUAGUGUUGGUAUCCCUUGCUGCUUGGUGAAAGGGAAGCAAUACACUGGAUCUACUGACGUGGCAAUGAACUUGAUAAAAACUGGCGAUGGAAGGGAAUACAUUGUUGAUCUAAUGUCGGACCCCGGAACACUUAUUCCAUCCCAUGUUGACCAUGACGAAGCUUCCUUCCCGUCAAGCCCAUGGUCCCGAGAUGAGGAUCGUGUAACGUCUUCCCAAAGUGGUCUUACUACAUCUGAAGAAUGCUCCAACUUUGGGAACAAAACUGAUGAAAUCCGUUUAAGGCCUAUUAAUUUCAGCCAUGCACGAUCCCCUUCAUGGACAGAAGGUGUUAGUUCCCCUGCAGCACGUAAAAUGAAGGUAAAAGAUGUCUCACAAUACAUGAUUGAUGCUGCAAAAGAAAAUCCUCAAUUAGCCCAGAAACUGCAUGAUGUGUUGCUUGAAAGUGGUGUUGUUGCUCCUCCGAAUCUCUUUACUGUAGUUCACGAUGAACGAGACCAUCCUCCUCGCUUCUUACCUAUUUUACCUUCCCAUCAUGCACACUCUAAGCACAGGACAUCACAAUCUCAAGCCAGUCAAGCGGCGGCUGCUGCUGCGGCGGCAGCUGCUGCAGUUGUGGCGUCAUCAAAGGUGGUUGCUGCUACAAGAAGUACAAAUGAUCCGCUACCUGUAGCAGCUGCAGCCACAGUGACAGCUGCAGCAGUGGUAGCAACCGGUUUGCCUAGUUUUGUGGAUCGUCCAAGAAGGGAUGGAGAAGGAGAAUUUGGUAAUUUACAAUUACAAGCGAGUGAGAAUGAUGUGGCAGGUAAGGAUACUUUGAAUUCAGAAGUCUCCCUGGAGGAUGUAUCAGAUUGUGAGAUUUCAUGGGAGGAUAUCACCUUGGGUGAACGCAUCGGAUUGGGAUCGUAUGGAGAGGUUUAUCGUGGUGAUUGGCAUGGAACUGAAGUUGCUGUUAAAAAGUUUCUAGACCAGGAAGUAACGGUUGAAUCCCUUGAGGAGUUCAAAAGUGAGGUGGGCAUCAUGAAAAGAGUCCGGCAUCCCAAUGUGGUAUUAUUCAUGGGGGCUGUAACACGUGCCCCACAUCUUUCAAUCAUCACUGAAUUUCUGCCUAGAGGUAGUUUGUAUAGAUUAAUUCAUCGGCCCAACAAUCAACUGGAUAUUAGACGACGUUUAAGGAUAGCCCUUCAUGCUGCGCGUGGUAUGAAUUAUCUGCACAACUGCACGCCAGUUAUAGUUCACCGUGAUCUCAAGUCUCCAAAUCUCCUUGUUGAUAAAAACUGGGUUGUGAAGGUUUGUGAUUUUGGGUUGUCAAGAAUGAAGCACAGCACAUUCCUUUCAUCAAGGUCUACUGCAGGGACAGCAGAAUGGAUGGCUCCUGAGGUCCUACGAAACGAGCCCUCAGAUGAAAAGUGUGAUGUUUACAGCUUUGGGGUCAUUUUAUGGGAGCUAUGCACAUUGCAACAACCGUGGGGUGGAAUGAACCCCAUGCAAGUUGUUGGUGCUGUCGGGUUUCAGCAUCGCCGUCUUGAAGUUCCUGAUGACGUGGACCCCGCCAUUGCUGAUAUUAUUACAAGAUGUUGGCAAACAGAUCCAAGAUUACGGCCAACAUUUGCUGACAUCAUUGCGGCGUUGAAGCCUCUUCAAAAGCCGAUCACUAGUUCCAAAACCGCACGGGGCUAGGCAACUUGGAUUGAUUGAUGCUCUGUUGGUCCAAAUUUGAGAUGAUAGGCGAUUCCUUCUAUAUGCUCUUUGCUUGCUUGUGUGAGAACUAUUGUAAAUAAAAGUUAACAAUUGUAAAAAAAUUAUUUCUAGCACUUGCAAGAUUUUAGCAGUCUUGUACCCUUUGCA